UUCAAUUUUCCUACGAAUAUGAUACCUCCUGUAUCGACUCAGAUUCAAAUAUCGAUUGAUUCCACCGAUUAUACAUUUAACGGACCUAAUCCGGAACUAGCAGCAUUUCCGCAAUGUCCAACUACAAGUUCAUUUUCUAUAUCGCAACCUGUUACCCAAAGUCAACAAUUGUCUACUUCAUCAUCUAUUCCUCUAGAAUGCGCGUUUAAUUUUGAUUCGUCACCAGGAGAUCAUACAGCUGAACCUGGUUCAAUCCAGUCCGAAGGAUUUAAUUUUAAUCCCAAUACUAGACCAUCGUUCCGUUUUAGUGUUUAUGAAUUUAAGUAUCUACAAAAUAUAAAAUUAUUUUACACAUUAAUAGCAGGAUCUUUUUUCCAUAAAAAAAUGUGUUGCCAUGUGUUGUUUUAGUGCACCUACUCAAGUACAACGAGAUACUGCGUCUACUCGAGUACAACGAAAUACUGCGUCUACUCUAGUACAACAAAAUACUGCCACCAUCAAUUACCGCCCAAUGAUCAGUCCCACUCGAUUACUCAAUCCACGAAAGAUCAGGAAAGCUUUUAGAAGAUUAAAAUAGGAGUCAAGUAACGGCAUUCUUUUUAUACAGUUGCUCAUGAAGGUAUUCAUAUUCUUGCAGAAGACACCUUUUAUGAAUAUACUAUAUGUCUUGAAAGAAACAUUUUGAAAUGUCAUUAGUAUUGUAACAAAAUCCGAUUGUCAUAGCUAUAUUGGUAAAGUUUUUAGCAAAUCUGAAAAUAUACAUAGAUAUUACAAAACACCUAACACAAGUAUGCAGAUAUUUUGUAGAAAUCAAUAAAGUAUUUAAACAGUCAUUUAACAUUUCAUCAAACAUUUUCCAUAUGUAUGAAAUAAGCCUAAAUAUUUACUGGAACCACUUUUGAGAUUUUUUCUAGGCAUACCAAGGAGGCUAUUAAUGCUGUGUGCUAAUCUUUAUUAAAUAUAUGUUUGUAAAUAACUUUUAUGUAUAUUUUCAGAUUGGUUUUUGGCUUUUCUAUCAUAAAAAUAGUAGUUGCAAAAUACUUUUAUGAGCCAUUGUAUCUAUUUCAUACAAUCGUGAGAAAACAAGUCGAAGACGCUUCGUUUUCGAAGAAAAAAGAAAAAAGAAAAAAGAAACGAUUUUGAACAUUUUCUCGAUGCUGCUAUACGCACAUACUCUUUAUGAUAUAUCAAUUCUUGGAUCAAUAACGAACUUUCAUUAUUGAUGAGCUGCUGCUAGUGGAUGAGGAAACUUAAUAAAAUAUCGAAUGUCUGCAAUUUAUUGAGAAUAACGAGUUUAUGUGGGUAACAGAUAUAUCCUUUCAUUAAACAUAGGUCUUAUAUAACUCGUUUAUAGUUGAGAAGGAAAAUACUAAUCAGUACUAAUUAAAUUCAUGAAUUAAUAACUUUUUUUUUGUAACGAAAGAAAUGUUGCGAUGCAUAAUGUACAAUGUAUUGAAUUUGCUUCAUACAUUUAAUUGAUUCUGAACAAUUAUCUUUGCUUCAUUAUUUUUGAAUAAAUUCAGUAUUUACAACUUAAUAAUUGUAAUAAAAUUAUAUCAUUCAGAUAAUAAGAAAACGCGUAAUAAUAAUUAUUACGAUGCAAAAAAAAAAUAAUAAUAAGUAUAUCUAUAAUGAGAGAAGAUAUUAACAACAAUUAAUAUACAAAUAAUAAGUUUGUGUUUGAAAGUAACUUAUUGGCAAAUUGAUAAUGUAUCUUUCAACGUAGAAAUCUUGCAAGUUGUAAAACGUUGAAGGACGAGUUAAGUGUUCUGAGACCUUAUUAAAUCUGUUGCAACUGUGCAUAGCUAUUUGGAAAUCAAGAUGUGUAGAUGUUCGAGAUGCCGAAGCACUGUUCGUUAUGAAUAACACGCAGCGUAGUUGCACCUGUUACAUCUCUGUCGAGCACAAUUAUAUUAGUUCCUUUCGUAAUCUACCUGAAUAUACUACCUCCCUUCUCGCUAAUAAUACGGAAAUUGCAGAGAAUGGUAUAACGCAAUACAUUGUGUUUUUUAACUAAAGAUGAAACAAGCAUAAUUGUGGAUUAUGACAUUUUGCUCGAUUUUCUGAUUUUAAUGUCACUUGAUGAUAAAA
This is a messenger RNA of Bombus pascuorum, 2091 nucleotides long. RefSeq lists its product as uncharacterized. The transcript has 2 exons. The record is from RefSeq and is a predicted model, not a curated record. NCBI's taxonomy places the organism in Eukaryota, Metazoa, Arthropoda, Insecta, Hymenoptera, Apidae. Bases 19 to 408 code for a protein of 129 amino acids.